AUUGGACGGCUGAGUCUGGCUACACGGGCCUCCGCGGGAGCGCGGCCGGGCCAAUCAGGAGCUUGGCGUAUUUUACAAACUGAGGAAGUAGCUCCAGCAGUAUCCGAGAGAGUCAGGCGAAAAGCGGAGGAAGCUGGGUCGGCCCUGAGGGGCUCUCGGUAAGCCAUCAUGACCACCCGGCAAGCCACGAGGGAUCCCCUCCUCCGGGGUGUAUCUCCUACCCCUAGCAAGAUUCCGGUACGCUCUCAGAAACGCACUCCUUUCCCCACUGUUACAUCGUGUGCCCUGGACCAGGAGAACCAAGAUCCAAGGAAAUGGUUGCAGAAACCACCGCUCAAUAUUCAACGCCCCCUCGUUGAUUCAGCAGGCCCCAGGCUGAAAGCCAAGCACCAGGCAGAGACAUCACAAAGAUUGGUGGGGAUUCCUCAGCCUCGGAACCCCUUGGAGGAGCUCAGGCCUAGCCCUAGGGGUCAAAAUGUGGGGCCUGGGCCCCCUGCCCAGACAGAGGCUCCAGGGACCAUAGAGUUUGUGGCUGACCCUGCAGCCCUGGCCACCAUCCUGUCAGGUGAGGGCGUGAAGAGCUGUCACCUGGGGCGCCAGCCUAGUCUUGCUAAGAGAGUACUGGUUCGAGGAAGUCAGGGAGGCACCACCCAGAGGGGCCAGGGUGUUCGGGCCUCUGCAUAUUUGGCCCCCAGAACUCCCACCCACCGACUGGACCCUGCCAGGGCUUCCUGCUUCUCAAGGCUGGAGGGACCAGGACCUCGAGGCCAGACUUUGUGCCCCCAGAGGCUACGGGCUCUGAUUUCACCUUCAGGACCUUCCUUUCACCCUUCCACUCGCCCCAGUUUCCAGGAGCUAAGAAGGGAGACAGCUGGCAGCAGCCGGACUUCAGUGAGCCAGGCCUCAGGAUUGCUCCUGGAGACCCCAGUCCAGCCUGCUUUCUCUCUCCCUAAAGGAGAACAUGAGGUUGUCACUUGCUCAGAUGAAGGAGCUGUGGCCUCUCUUGGUCUGGCCCAGCGAGUACCAUUAAGAGAAAACCGAGAAAUGACACAUACCAGGGACAGCCGUGACUCCCACCUGAUGCCCUCCCCUGCCCCUGUGGCCCAGCCCUUGCCUGGCCAUGUGGUGCCAUGUCCAUCACCCUUUGGACGGGCUCAGCGUGUACCCUCCCCAGGCCCUCCAACUGUGACCUCAUAUUCAGUGUUGCGGCAUCUCACCAUUCAACCUAAAACCCGAUUCACGCCCAUGCCAUCAACCCCCAGAGUUCAGCAGGCCCGGUGCCUAAGUGGUGUUUCCCCUCAGUCCUGCUCUGAAGAUCCUGCCCUGCCCUGGGAGCAGGUUGCCGUCCGGUUGUUUGACCAGGAGAGUUGUGUAAGGUCACUGGAGGGGUCUGGGAAACCACCUGUGGCCACUCCUUCUGGGCCCCACUCUAACAGAACCCCCAACCUCCAGGAGGUGAAGAUUCAACGCAUCGGUAUCCUGCAGCAGCUGUUGAGACAGGAGAUAGAGGGGCUGGUAGGGGGCCAGUGUGCCCCCCUUAAUGGAGGCUCUUCUCUGGAUAUAGUUGAACUUCAGCCCCUGCUGACUGAGAUUUCUAGAACUCUGAAUGCCACAGAGCAUAACUCUGGGACUUCCCACCUUCUGGGACUGUUAAAACGCUCAGGGCUGCCAAAGCCCUGCCUUCCCGAGGAGUGCGGGGAACCACAGCCCUGCCCUCCAGUGGAGCCUGGGCCCCCAGAGGCCGUCUGUAGGAGUGAGCCUGAGACACCAGAGCCCUCCCGCCAGGAACAGCUUGAGGUACCAGAGCCCUGCCCUCCCGCAGAACCCAGUCCCCUUCAGCCCAGCACCCAGGGGCAGUCUGGACCCCCAGGGCCCUACCCUAGGGUAGAGCUGGGGGCAUCAGAGCCCUGCACCCUGGAACAUAGAAGUCCAGAGUCCAGUCUACCACCCUGCUGCAGUCAGCGGGCUCCAGCAACCACCAGCCUGAUCUUCUCUUCCCAACACCCGCUUUGUGCCAGCCCGCCUAUCUGCUCGCUCCAGUCUCUGAGAACCCCGGCAGGCCAGGCAGGCCUCAGCAGUCUGGCCCCUCGAACCCUAGCCCUGAGGGAGCGCCUCAAAUCGUGUUUAACCGCCAUCCACUGCUUCCAUGAGGCUCGUCUGGAUGAUGAGUGUGCCUUUUACACCAGCCGAGCCCCUCCCUCAGGCCCCACCCGGGUCUGCACCAACCCUGUGGCUACAUUACUCGAAUGGCAGGACGCCCUGUGUUUCAUUCCAGUUGGUUCUGCUGCCCCCCGGGGCUCUCCAUCAUGAGACAACCACUCCUGCCCUACCGUGCUUCUUCCUUUUAGCCCUUAUUUAUUGUCGGUCUGCCCAUGGGACUGGGAGCCGACCACUUUUGUCCUCAAUAAAGUUUCCAAAGUA
This is a messenger RNA of Piliocolobus tephrosceles (Ugandan red Colobus), 2421 nucleotides long. RefSeq names its product trophinin associated protein (gene TROAP). The coding region runs from base 169 to 2310 and encodes 713 amino acids. The transcript has 15 exons. NCBI's taxonomy places the organism in Eukaryota, Metazoa, Chordata, Mammalia, Primates, Cercopithecidae. The record is from RefSeq and is a predicted model, not a curated record.